Molecule: messenger RNA, 4088 nt
Organism: Peromyscus leucopus (white-footed mouse)
Lineage: Eukaryota; Metazoa; Chordata; Mammalia; Rodentia; Cricetidae
Product: solute carrier family 22 member 13
Exons: 10
Coding region: 1442-3097 (551 amino acids)
Biological process (GO): transmembrane transport
Cellular component (GO): membrane
Molecular function (GO): transmembrane transporter activity
Source: RefSeq, a predicted model, not a curated record
UAUAAUAGUUGCUGUGGUCAUGGUGCCUCUUCACAGCAAUAGAAACCCAAACUAAGACACAUAGUUUGGCCUCACAGACUUUCCUUGACCCCCAUGAUUUGGUAACUUUCAAAUUCUGUACAACUACAAAGCCAGGACCAAAUAGAUUAUUCCAAGGUCUGCCACCCAUUGUAGAGGUCAUUGGUCCUCCUUUGACCAUGGCUGAUGCAACCAUUCAGGUCUUGAGUGUCUGAGCACAACAAACGUUUCCUUAGGUUGCUCUGUGUGUGGAAGGCACCCUAGCACUGUCUUCUCAAAGCAAAGCCUUUCAAGUGAGUUUACAACUUUACUCUGGAGUGGGAGGGGCCAAUUCUUAAGCUGCUCUUAAGGCAUCUUUCUUACUGUCCCAAUGAAAAGAGCUUGGCUUUUUAAAGUGUGGCCCAACAUUAAUUGCUCUUUGCUGGUCAAAGUUUUUCAAAUCUUUAUACCUCAGUUUUUAUUCCUAAUUCUCACAGUAACCUACCCAAAAGCAGCCAGCAGUACAUAUCUAUGCCGUUGCCUGAAUAUGUACUGCCAUGAAAUUUCUUCUACUGGAUUCAUCAUCCCAUUGUCUUUGAACUCAGCAUUACAACGUCACAGAACAGAUUAAAUGUAGACAAGUCUGUACUUGUUUUCCAGAAUGUGACAUGGAUGGAUUCUAGUCUGGUUCCUUAAACUUCUCUUCCAUCAGGAACCUCAUGAGCGCAGCCAUUACUCUGCAUUCCUAUCCGCAUUCUGGUCUUUGGUACUCUUGCCAGAAUGAUCCACAAAGCUCUGUUUACAAGAAGACUGCUUAUUUGUGUCCCUGAACCUUUCCACAAAGACUCUAAACCACUUGAUGAGAUGCUAUCACAGCCACUAUCCUAGUUCUCAAUGCCAGUUUUUGGUGCUCCUUGACUUUCUGUGCUGUGACAACAGACUGGACAGCAGUAACUUAAAGGAUGGCAAAUUAUUCCGGUUCAUGUUUUCAGAGACUUCCUGUUCACCAGGCUCUGGUUUCUGUGGUGAAGCCUGACAGUAUGACAGAAGGGUAUGCUGGAACAAGGCUGCCAGCCUCAUGGUAAUCUGGAAGCAGAGGGAUAGAGAAAGAUUGAGGCUGCAAUGUCUCCUCCAAAGGCAUGCCUUAAACCACUCACUUCCUUCAAGUAGGCCCCACCUCCUAAAGGCUGCACUUCCUCUCAGUAGUACCACCAGGUGGACACUAAGUCUUCAACAGAUGAGACCUUUGAGGGGAUGCAUUUAAACAUCAAUCCAUAACACCUUCUUAGACUACAGCUAGAAGAGGUGUGUGAGAGAGAGGCAGAGCUCAGCAAGACUGGAUUAAACAUUAACUCAGCUGUCACCACAGCCCAGAGCAGCAAGCGCCCCAAAGCCAAGUUUCAGACCUGCCUGGUGUUCCUAGACUAAGGAGUGAGCAGCAGACAUGGCUCACUUUGCACAGGUCAUGGCUGAAGUGGGCGACUUUGGACGCUUCCAGGUACAGUUGACCAUCCUGAUGGGCAUCCCCAACUUCCUGUCUGCAUUCUUCGUGUUUAGUCAUAUCUUCAUGGUCCUUGAUGAGGCUCACCACUGUUCAGUGUCCUGGGUCAAGAACCACACUUUCAACCUAAGCGCUGCUGAGCAGCUGGCAGUCAGCAUCCCCAACGACACGGCAGGCAGACCUGAGUCCUGCCUCAUGUUCCGGCCCCCUCCAGAUAACGCCAGCCUGCAAGACAUCCUCAGCCACCGCUUCAAUGAGACCCAGGCCUGUGACUCAGGCUGGGACUAUCCUGAGAACAGGCCUCAGUCCCUGAAGAAUGAGUUUGACCUGGUGUGUGAUCGGAAGAACCUGAAGAGGACUUCACAGUCAGUGUUCAUGGCUGGACUCCUCGUUGGGGCCCUCGUCUUUGGGCCCAUCUGCGAUUGGAUUGGCCGUAGACCCUCCCUCCUGGCACAGCUGCUCCUGUCUGCCGGGACGAGCAUCGCCACGGCCUUCGUGUCCAGCUUUGUGCUCUACAUGGCCCUACGCUUUGCUACGGCCACUGCUAUUGCUGGGUAUUUACUGAGCACCAACGUCCUGCUUUCAGAAUGGGUGGGGCCGUCCUGGAGAACCAAAGCCAUGGUCCUGGCCCAGAGCAACAUUGCCAUUGGACUGAUGGUGUUAGCGGGCCUGGCCUAUGGUGUCCGCAACUGGAGACUCCUUCAGCUAAUAGGCACCACACCAGUCUUCUUGCUGGUCUUCUACUUCUGGGUUUUGCCAGAAUCUCCACGGUGGCUCCUCUCCCAAGGAAAGAUAGAGGAGGCCAAACAGCUGGUCCAGAAGGCAGCUUCAGUGAACAGGCGGCCACUUUCUCCAGAGCUCCUGAGCCAGCUGGUCCCUGAGAAGACAGGCCGCUCGGGGAACGCCCUGGAUCUUUUCAGACACCCCCGUCUCAGGAAGGUGACCCUGAUUCUCAUUGCGGUCUGGUUUGUGGACAGUCUGGUGUACUAUGGAUUCAGCCUCCAAGUGGGGGACUUUGGCCUUGACAUCUACCUGACACAGCUAAUAUUUGGGGCAGUGGAGUUGCCUGCCCGCUAUUCCAGCAUCUUCCUGAUGGAGAAGCUGGGUCGCAAGUGGAGCCAGUUAGGCUCUCUGACUCUGGCGGGCAUCAUGUGCGUCGUCAUCAUCUUCAUCCCAGCAGGGCUCCCCACGGUGGUCACUGUGCUGGCCGUGGUGGGGAAGUUUGCCUCAUCGGCUGCCUUCACCAUAUCCUAUGUGUACACCACUGAGCUCUUUCCCACCAUCAUCAGGCAAACAGGCAUGGGGUUGGUGAGCAUCUUCUCCAGGAUUGGCGGCAUCAUCUCACCGCUUGUGAUGCUGCUGGAACAGUACCACAGGGCCCUCCCCAUGCUCGUCUUCGGCAGCCUCCCGAUCGGGGCAGGCCUCCUGUGUGCUCUGCUGCCUGAGACCCGGAGCCAGACACUGAAGGACACCAUCCAGGACCUGGAGCAGGGCUGCCCGCCACGGGCCCACAACGCAGCCACCCUGAGAAAAGCAGCGGAGGCCCCAGGCUGGACUUCUGACAGGGGCAUGGCUGUUGUGAAGAGUUCAUACUUCUGAUGAUGGUCACUAAGAGUCAGCCCAUCAAAAACAGAGGACUGCCCACACCAUCUUCUGAAUUCUGUCAGCAUCCACAGGGACACAGGGACCAGGCAGCCUUCUUCAUGUAGGCAACACACCUUGACCUGUUCACGGCCCCGGCUCCAUGCUGUGAACCCAAUGGAAGUAUCAUGGACUGUACCCCUUUCUCCUCACGUCUCACACACACCACACCCCAGUGCCAUGACUGAGGUGGGGCUCGGGUCUCUCUUAGUCUUCCUUGACAGUCUCUGGAGUUAUGGUCUCACUGUGCCUUUAGUCUGGAAUACUCCGCCCUCAGAGAACAAACAGAAGGGAACAGUUCCCUCCCAAAUAAAAGCAGCUCAAACCCAGAACAGGGCACCGGUGGGGCCAACUGUUGGAACAGGCUAACAAAGAAAAAUGUUUUUGCCGGAUUUACUUUGAAGAUCCCUUCUCUCUGGCCAGUGGCCAGCUUGUGCCUUGCAUGUGUGAGGCUGCCAAGGAAAGGAGACUGGGCAGCCCCUCCCCCACCCAUGGUGCCUUGAUGCCCAGUAGGUAGGGGAGAGGGCAGAGCUCCUUCUGCUUAGCUGAUGUUGGUUGUCAUUUCCCAGCAUGCCCUGGCUUAUCAGCAGUCUGCAUUUGAUGGCUGCUAAGAGCUGCCUCUGCUACCACGGCAUACUCAUGGGUCAUUUAGAGGUUCUCUGUGUUGUUUGCUAGUGGAAACACCAUUGUCUCACCCUUGUUUAGAGAUGGGGGUAGUUGGGGACAAGCUGUUGUGUGUAUUUACAGAUGUCCUAUGGCUUAUCCUGUUAAGCAGGUUAUCUUUAGUGUUUGCUCAUGAGCAGUUCAGAAGCUAAGAUAUCUGGGAGCCGAGAGGAGAUUCUGCCCAGGCCAGAUCUCAAGGAAUCUUAUUACUUAUACAGUGUUCUGCCUACAUAUAUGCCUGUACACCAGAAGAGGGCGCAAGAUCAAAUUAUAGAUGGCUGUGAGC